Phanerochaete carnosa HHB-10118-sp is the source of this 302-nucleotide messenger RNA. RefSeq lists its product as uncharacterized. The record is from RefSeq and is a predicted model, not a curated record. Lineage: Eukaryota; Fungi; Basidiomycota; Agaricomycetes; Polyporales; Phanerochaetaceae. Bases 26 to 217 code for a protein of 63 amino acids. The transcript has a single exon.
AGCAAGAAAUGAUGGUCGCGCACCUAUGACCAAGGCACCAAGUGAGUUCCCUAGAUGCAAGGGGGCCGAAGUAAGCGAAGGAGGCGUUGGUGGCGUUGGCUUAGACAUGCUGGCUGCGUCUUGGGGGGUUGUCAUAGAGGAAGUAUUGACAGUUGUGUUGUACUUAUGUGCACCGUCGGAAACUACAGAUCCGAAAGGAGAUCUCUGGUUCUGCUAACGACGCAAAGUCCUUAAUUAAUACGACGUACCACUCUACCCAACAGAAGGAACCUGAAGAUAAACAGUUAUCUGCAUUUGCACAG